AUGCCACUUCAUUUACUGGGCAAAAAGUCCUGGAAUGUCUACAACGCGGACAACAUCGCUCGCGUUCGUCGCGAUGAAGCCGCUGCAAAGGCUGCCGAAGAAGGGGAAGAACAGCGCAUGCAGGAGAUCGAUGUGCAACGUAGAUUAGCUAUACUACGUGGCGAGACGCCACCACCUAUCGAAGAUGCCGAGCCACCAAGACCCGAUGAGUCCGCUCCUCGUGAUCGCGACGCUUUACACAAAGUGGGGAUGCGACGAAAGCGAAAGCGCCCAGGUGAGGACGACACCGAGUUUGAGAUGCGACUAGUCCGAGAAGGUGAAAAUUCGGCCAUUGCAAGAGUCGAGCCUGAGCGAAAGAGCACAAGUUCCGCGCCAAUAGUUGAUCACAAUGGUCAUAUUGAUCUACUGGGUGACGAAAAGUCGAGGGCUCACGCUGAGAAGAACGAGGAGGCUGAGAAAGAGGCCAAGAAAAAGAAGCAGAGUUAUGAGGAUCAGUACAUGAUGCGAUUCUCGAAUGCUCCAGGAAAGGAUGGCGCUCUAAAGCCAUGGUACUCACAAUCCGACGCUGCGGCCCCUGAUGCUUCGUCAAAAGACGUAUGGGGUAAUCAGGACCCGAAUCGCAAAGAACGAGAUACUAAGCGCAUAGUAUCCAAUGAUCCUCUGGCCAUGAUGAAGAAGGGCGCAUCAAAGGUUCGUGAACUCAAGCAGGACAGAAAGCGCUUUCUAGAAGAAAGAGAAGCAGAGUUGAAGCAGAUGCGCCGUGAUGAACGACACCAGACCGAGACCGGGAUGGGAGUCGAUCUACGAGUCGACAUGAGCGAAGACAUGGGUCAAGAGAAAGAAGGAAUGAGGAGGGCCGAGAUGGAGAUUCACAUAGUCGGAGACGUGAACGCCAAGACAGAGAUGGGUCACGAAAUGGGAGAAAACAUCAUCGGGAGGACAGUGCACAAAAAGAAAGAAACAGGAGGCAUGAUGGCUUUCGAGAAGAUCGAGACGUGCGAUCCCCAAAGCAAAACGAAGAGCGACGCUUACAUCACCAAGAGUCGCGAUAGUUUUUAG
Fusarium sp. VM40 is the source of this 1059-nucleotide messenger RNA. The record is from the annotation of a GenBank genome assembly. Lineage: Eukaryota; Fungi; Ascomycota; Sordariomycetes; Hypocreales; Nectriaceae.